AUGGGACUGGGGGAGCUGUGGAACCAGGAGGAGCAGGCCUGGAGCCAAGAGUCGGGUCUAGACAUGACCAAACCUCAGAAAUCUGAUCCUGAGAUUGGCAGGGUAAGCUCAUUUCUCAUAGUGGUCGUCUAUCUGUUGCUCAUCGUUGUUGGCCAGACCUACAUGAGAACGCGGACGGGCUUCAGCUUGCAGAGGCCGCUCAUCCUCUGGUCCUUCUUCCUGGCAAUAUUCAGCAUCCUGGGUACACUGAGGAUGUGGAAGUUUAUGGGAACAGUGCUGUUUACAGGGGGCCUCAAGCAAACUGUGUGCUUUGCCAUCUACACGGAUGACGCCGUAGUCAGAUUCUGGUCCUUGCUUUUUCUUCUCAGCAAAAUUGUUGAACUGGGAGACACGGCCUUCAUCAUCCUGCGUAAGCGUCCACUCAUCUUUGUCCACUGGUACCACCACAGCACAGUGCUACUGUUCACAAGCUUUGGCUACAAGAACAAAGUGCCUUCAGGUGGCUGGUUCAUGACCAUGAACUUUGGCGUCCAUUCUGUCAUGUACACCUACUACACGAUGAAGGCUGCCAAGGUGAAGCAUCCCCACCUUCUCCCCAUGGUCAUCACCAGCCUGCAGAUCCUGCAGAUGGUUCUGGGCACCAUCUUUGGCAUACUGAAUUACAUCUGGAGGCAGGAGAAAGGAUGCCACACAACAACGGAACACUUCUUCUGGUCCUUUAUGCUCUAUGGAACCUAUUUCAUCCUAUUCGCUCACUUCUUCCACCGAGCCUACCUCAGGCCCAAGGGCAAAGCUGCGUCCAAGAGCCAAUGAGAGUUGGAAAGAAAGAUGGAGCCUCAGCUGUUCCUCCGUGGCACUAAGGGUUAGGUGUGGGAGAAUGAUUAGGGUACCUCCCUGUAUGGUUUCCCCCAUGGGAUAUGUACCCUCAAAGUUGCAGGAAGCUAUGACAACCAAGAAAUGUCACCCUUGGGAUAGGGGUGUAUAGGUUUGGUACUUUGAUGUUUCUAUCUUUAAUGUGAAGGAAAACCAAGCCCUAGGAAGGAGAUAGGACUGAGGUCCUUGAAAUUGAGUUAUUUAUAUUUAUAUUUAGAAAUCUUUCUCUUCUUGCUCUAUUUUUUAAAGAGGUCAACAUGAUCUUGAGCAUUUGUGGACUUGGAGGGGAGCGUGGACUGACUCUGUGGUAGGAGGAGUGACCUGCAGGUGGGGAGCCUGAGGGUGUGUGGAAGAAUAGAGGCACACACAAACACUCAAUAAGAAUCCUAGGCCUGGUAGGCACUUAAUAAAUGUCUGUUACAGAC
Molecule: messenger RNA, 1298 nt
Organism: Mus pahari (shrew mouse)
Lineage: Eukaryota; Metazoa; Chordata; Mammalia; Rodentia; Muridae
Gene: Elovl3
Product: ELOVL fatty acid elongase 3
Exons: 4
Coding region: 1-813 (270 amino acids)
Biological process (GO): very long-chain fatty acid biosynthetic process; sphingolipid biosynthetic process; fatty acid elongation, monounsaturated fatty acid
Cellular component (GO): endoplasmic reticulum membrane
Molecular function (GO): fatty acid elongase activity
Source: RefSeq, a predicted model, not a curated record